Molecule: messenger RNA, 1847 nt
Organism: Bicyclus anynana (squinting bush brown)
Lineage: Eukaryota; Metazoa; Arthropoda; Insecta; Lepidoptera; Nymphalidae
Product: organic cation transporter protein-like
Exons: 7
Coding region: 140-1795 (551 amino acids)
Biological process (GO): transmembrane transport
Cellular component (GO): membrane
Molecular function (GO): transmembrane transporter activity
Source: RefSeq, a predicted model, not a curated record
UAUUUUAGACCUAUUACGUAAAGCUUGUACUAUAUUAUUAAAAUAUUAAUAUUAAUUAAUAGAUAAAGGAACAAACAAACGCGGGAAAAUACAAAAGGUACCUACACACCUACCUAGAAAUAAAAAAAAAACUUUUAAUAUGUUUAAAAAAUCCAAGCAAUGCAAAGAUGAACAGUGCGGUGUGUCAAAUAUAUUGGAAACGUUCGGCAAAUAUCAAAUCCUACAAUAUCUCUACGCUUGCCUCCCGGCGAUGUUUGUCUCUAUGAUGAACGUCAACUACAUAUUCGUAGCGGGAGAGGUGAAUCACAGAUGUCGUAUACCAGAAUGCGAUUCUUCAACUCCGAAGUUCGAAGUACCAUGGUGGCCGACAACUCAUGUCGACAACUGCGCCAAACCAGUGUUAAACACAACAAUCGCACAACAACAAGGCGAUUUCUGCACCAACAACAGCUUUACCGUCGCAGUUGAUGAAUGCAGGGAUUGGAUAUAUGAGAACAACAAUACCGUAUAUUCUACGCUCAACUUGGCGUGUCAGCCAUGGAAAGUGAGUUUAAUUGGAGCCAUUCACAACAUCGGAAUGGCGCUAGCAAUGCUGGUAGCUGGAUGGAUGGCUGACACAAUAGGCCGCAAACCUACAAUAGUAAUUUGCUCAGUAGCCUGCUGUAUUGGCAACUUCAAGACGUUGGCAAACUCAUACCCUGUAUACAUUGGACUUGAGUUUCUGGAAUCAGCUCUAUCCGGAGGAGUUUAUACUGCAGGUUCAGUUAUAAUGAUCGAAAUUGGAAAUAAGAAAAACAGAAUGCUAGCCGGAGUGCUUUUUGCCUACGCUAUAUACAUGGGUGAAGCUGUUUUCGCGGUGAUUGCCAUGUUGGUGCCUUAUUGGAAAACUCUCAUCCAUAUCAUAUGCAGUCCAACAAUUUUAUUCCUUUCCUACAUAUUCCUCGUAAGAGAAAGUCCGCGAUGGCAAAUACUGACUGGCAGAGCAAUCCCAGCAAAGGACACCUUAAAACUGAUAGUAAAAACUAAUAAACUAAAUACAAACAUAGAUGAUAUAGAUCAUUUGGAUGAAGAAAAACUCAAAGUAACCUUUAAUAUGGAAGGUAAUUCAACAACAGAAGGAUUCAGAGAAGUUUUUCGGUGUAAAGAAGUUCUGAAAAGGUUUCUAGUUGCAACAGUAUGUCGGUUCACGGUGACUUUUAUUUACUACGGUCUCAUAAUCAACUCUGUUUGGUUGCCCGGGAAUAAAUAUACGAACUUCCUGCUGGCUGCGAUCAUGUCAUUCCCUGGGGAACUUAUUUCAAUGUAUCUGAUGAACAAGAUUGGAAGGAAGAAGCCGCUCAUAUGCGGCUAUUUGCUUUGUGGAAUAUCUUGCGUGGCUUGUGGUGUCGUUCCUGGAUCAUAUACCUGGCUGAAGAUAUGCCUGUUCCUAUUCGGCAAGUUGGUAACGUCAGCGUGUUACACCGGCAUCGUCACGUACACCAUGGAACUGUUCCCCACCAGUGUGAGAGGUUCUCUACUGGGUCUGUGCACCCUCGCUUCCUCUGUGGGGAACAUGGUGGCUCCCUUGACGCCAGUCAUGGCAACUGUAUCACCAGUUCUGGCGCCGGUCUGCUUCGGCUGCACAGCCGUCGUCGCCAGCUGCCUCCUCAUCCUCACGCCGGAGACCAGGGACUUGCCCCUCAUGGACACCAUCGACCAAGUGGCGAGGAGUGUAGCCGCCAAAGCUAAUGUUAAGCUUGACAAGCGAACUGAUGAAGAAUGUACCGAAGAUAGAAGGAGAGGCGAAGUUUUUUAGAUAGAAAUAAAAGAAGCAUUUUAUUAAGAUAGAUAAAUCAAUUUUAAAAGUU